Dracunculus medinensis (Guinea worm) is the source of this 561-nucleotide messenger RNA. The record is from the annotation of a GenBank genome assembly. Lineage: Eukaryota; Metazoa; Nematoda; Chromadorea; Rhabditida; Dracunculidae.
AUGUCCCUCAAUGGAAACAAACCUGGAAGUGGAGGCGAAAUCUGGGUGGCAUUAGAGAUAUCCCUUAAGGGUAAUAAACCUGAUAUCAGUAAAAUUCGAGUGGUACUAAAGAUGUCCCUCAAUGGAAACAAACCUGGAAGUGGAGGUGAAAUCUGGGUUAGAUGUCCCUUAGAGAUGUCCCUUAAGGGUAAUAAACCUGGUGUCAGUAAAAUUCGAGUGCGUUUUACAAAUGCGAAUUGUACUGCUUGGCAAAAACUAAAUUUAGUUUGCGAUCCAUCUGAACGACUCGUACGACUAAAAUCGGGCGAGACACACAAUGUUUCUAUUUGUCAUCCGGUGACUUUAUAUCCAAAUGGUCAAAAAAAGACUGAUAUAACGGGUCCAAUGAAAAUUAGCCGGUUCAGAUGUGAUGGAUUAAUAUGUAAUCGUUGUCGUUGUGAUGUGGAGCGUGGUUUUAUGCUUUCCAAUGAUUCCGCUACAGCAGUUUGCACUAGGUUUUGUCCGGUGACAAAAAUUAUAUCACCGCAAUGUUUUCAUCAUAAAUAUGGUGUUAUAUGCUAA